GAUGAGGAUGAUGACAGUGAGGUGGAGAGUGAAGAAGAACCGCGGACAAAGAAAUUCAAGAUGGCAGCAGCAGCAGCAGCAGCUGCAGCAGCAGCUGGUAACCGUGGGAAAGUGAUAGAGAAGUCCUUGCCUCCCAAACGUGGCAAGUUGGACGAGGACUCGGAGAAGCCCCUACAGGAGGAAACGGGGGACAACACGAAAAAUGCUCAGAAAGAUAAAGGGCUGCUGGUUGAAGUACGUGUCAAUAAGGAGUGGUACACCAGCAAAGUCAUUGCUGUGGAGGUGAACAAACAGAGCGUUCGCUGGAAAGUGAAGUUUGACUAUGUACCUAGAAACACUCCUAAAGACAGAUGGGUGUUCAAGGGAAGUGAUGAUGUCCGGUUGAUGCGGCCGCCAUCUCCAAUCUCUCAGACCCCUGACACCCAGCAGGAGGCAGAGAAGGGGCCGGCCCCCAUGGAGCCCGACACCACCCAGCCAGGCACCAGCCGGGAGGUGACCGAUAGUCUGGUUACCAUGCUGAGGACCAUGCUGCGUUACUUCUUCCCUCCUGCUUUUCGGAUCCCAAAGGACGACGUUAACAGCAUAUCGGCUGAGGAGUUGGUGGCCUUUCCUUUGAAAGAGUAUUUCCAGCAGUAUGAAUCAGGUCUGCAGUCUUUGUGCAACUCGUACCAGAGCAGAGCUGACACCAGAGCCAAAGCUGUUGAAGAGAAGAGCAACAGCAAUGAGGUGAAACUGAAGGAGGCGGACGAGAAACUACAGAAACUACGAACAAACAUUGUAGCACUCCUGCAAAAAGUUCAAGAGGACAUUGAUAUAAACACAGACGACGAGCUGGACGCCUACAUAGAGGACCUUCUGACCAAGGGGGAUUAAAGAAGACUGAGAGAGAAGAGUCCAUGCACAUAAACAGGCAGUUUUCAUUACAGCCAUUACCUGCUGACGGCUCUUUAAUGACUCGUGCUUAUCUGCAGAGUUGGGUGUCACGAGUUUGAUCUUUGAGUUUGGGCAGGUUCUCUGGUGUUUCUACAGUGUUCGGUAUCCUGUGGUUUUAUCUCAAGUCCUUUUUUAUAUCCCUGCUUGUAUCUGUUAAUCUAUGUUAAAGCCAUCUUAUCUUGAUUGAAAUAUUGUAUGUAGGUUUAAGACAUGUAUGCUCUCUUUAUAUAGUCUGCUAAAGCUGUGACAAACUGCUCCUCGUUUGGUUCAUCGUCAGGUGAGAUUUGGAAGUGACUGGGUUGCGCUCUGCAAUGCAGCCUGUAGUUUAACUUUUAUUUUUAUACACUAAAAACACUGAAGUGUUUCCCAUUACCUUUCUACAUCCUGGUCCAACGAGGGAACCAGGUUAAUAUUUUACGGUUGGGUGCUGUUCCUCACCCAUUAACGAGAACUACUUACUGGGUUUUAUCAGUAUGAUUAUUCCCUCAUUUCCCUCUUACAUUCAAACUCUGACUGUUCUGUGUUUAUUUUUGGAAGGAAAAAAGUAAUCUCACUCAAAUGCAAAAGUUGUGUGUUCAUAAUAAUGUGCCUGUGCCCUUCCUUUUGAACAGAUUUUAACAUGUCAUGGAAAUGUUUUAUCAAACUGCAUGCUUUCAGUCUUUUUGUUCUGAUUGGAACAAAUGAUUCUGUAUUUUUGACAAAUCUUUACCUAGAACAAUAAAACCGGUUCAGCAACACCUCA
Messenger RNA from Gymnodraco acuticeps, 1675 nucleotides. Its product is annotated as ATPase MORC2A-like. Gene Ontology annotation, cellular component: nucleus. The transcript is spliced from 7 exons. Bases 61 to 873 code for a protein of 270 amino acids. The record is from RefSeq and is a predicted model, not a curated record. NCBI's taxonomy places the organism in Eukaryota, Metazoa, Chordata, Actinopteri, Perciformes, Bathydraconidae.